This is a messenger RNA of Betta splendens (Siamese fighting fish), 4385 nucleotides long. RefSeq names its product rho GTPase-activating protein 22-like. The transcript is spliced from 9 exons. Gene Ontology annotation, cellular component: focal adhesion. Lineage: Eukaryota; Metazoa; Chordata; Actinopteri; Anabantiformes; Osphronemidae. The record is from RefSeq and is a predicted model, not a curated record. Gene Ontology annotation, biological process: negative regulation of Rac protein signal transduction; signal transduction; negative regulation of ruffle assembly. Gene Ontology annotation, molecular function: GTPase activator activity. The coding region runs from base 1421 to 3475 and encodes 684 amino acids.
AUGAGAGAGAAGGACGAGCUACACAGGGACAAAGAGGGACAACAGAAGAGACAGAUAGAGAGCGAAGAGGAGACAGCGAGAAGGCACAGAGGAAGAAGAGAGGCAGGGUUGAUGGAGAUGUAGACAUGGUGUUGAGUGUGUGAUUGAGCAGGAUGAGCAGGUAUGGAGCUAAUGAAGCGAAGGACAUAGAAGAGGAGACAAGGAUGGCGGGAGGAUGCAGGAGGUCGUCUCUUUCCGCACGGACAAUGGAGUAGUUUGACUCGUCGUCCGCUGGAAGAAGAGCCAAUAAAAUGUGUCUCCUGGAUGGUUUUACCUUUUUUACGAGCUCUUGAUGUAUCAAGUACAAUGAUAGAACUAUAGCUAAAGAAACUAAUGGAACAAUGCUGAUCCAUGAAAUAGUGCACAGACAGCGCGUCGCUCCUCGUGCUUCACCAUCACAGCGAAGCUUUGUGUUCCUGAAAGUAGCGAUUCUGCACAGAAGCUGCUUUGAAACAGCGAAAGGACAAAUGAAGACCGGCGGCCGUUCACGUUGUAUCAAUUGGAAACUGAUCGACUGAUCACUGUCUGGGUGUCUGGGGCCUGUGGAAGCAGCAAGACAUAAUAUUUUUUACAGCUAUUGAAAGAACAGGAGUGUUUUCGCUGAGUCGGGGACCUUGGACUUUACACACACAACAGGAAUGUUUUUAAAGACUGAUGCACCGACAACCUCUCCUCCCACACUUUCACCGGGAACGUCUCCUUAAUUCAUGUCUUCACGCUGGCGAUAGGCGUAUAAAGAUGUGCUCCCAUAUCUAAGCGUCUCUAUUAAAGGCAUAGAUCACUCAUUUUAAGACAAAAUGUCUUUUCAAAGCAUUUUAACCUAUAUUUCUGUAGAUUAACUUGAAGUUUACAGACACACUACACACCUACAGUAAAGGGCAAAGUUCAAUAAUUAAAGGAUUCUUUGCCCUGACAGUCCAUCCUGAGGGUACAUUUUCCACUAGGGGUGUCUCUUAAGGGAAUUCUUUAUUUGAAACCUUUUAAGAAAUAUGCAUUGGACAUGUUUUUAAGGCAAAAUUCUCAAUGGGAUCCACAGGUUUAAUUGUUUUGUAGUUAUUAAAAUUAUUUCUGGACGUUUUUUAAAAAUAAUGUUUAUAACGACUUUAAAGUUAUACCUCCUCUAAGGACUCUUGAAAAUGUUUUAACCAAAGAGACAUUUUUACUUAAAUCCAUCAAGGAGUCAGUCUUUAUGGACUUCUAUUCCUCACAAAUGCCUCUUUAUCCGCACGGCCAGAUUGUAGCCGUGUGAUCCGGUAAUAGAGAUGUAAGAUGGAGGUGUGGCUAAACAAAGACAUUGCGUUAUAUCAUGUCACACUGUGUGUAAUUUCCAUCGGUCGUCUCCAUCCGUUAAUAUAAGCAAGCAGAGCAGAAGUGCAGCAGCAUGGGACUUAGCUGCUUUAAGUCCUGGAAACAUGACAGUACAGGCCACAAAGGUAACAGAGAUGUGUUGGCCAGCCCAGGCUCCUAUUUCUUCCUAUCCAACAGCGCCGGUCAGGGCGACGAGUGGCUGAAGAGCCUCAACAAGGGAGUCUGGAUCCCUUUUACAGGCGUCUUUGGGCAGCGCCUGGAAGAGACGGUACUCUAUGAACGGCGUUACGGGAUGCGCUUGAUUCCUCUGGUGGUGGAGCAGUGUGUGAACUUCAUCCGGGAGCGCGGCCUGCAUGAGGUGGGCUUGUUUCGCCAGCCGGGACAGACCAGUCAGGUCAGGGAGCUGCAGGAGGCUUUUGAUGCAGGGGAGAGGCCAUCGUUUGACAGCAGCACAGACGUCCACACCGUGGCGUCGCUGCUCAAGCUCUACCUCAGACAGCUGCCGGAGCCUCUGGUUCCUUACAGCCACUACCAAGACUUCUUGCUCUGUGCACAGAAGCUGAGGAGUGACCACUCACUGGGUUUAGGGGAACUAAGGAAUUUACUUCAUGAGCUGCCAGUGGCGAACUUCAAUCUACUCAACGUCAUCUGCCAGUUUCUGAACGAGGUCCAGAGUUUCUCUGACAGUAACAAGAUGAGUGAUCAGAACCUAGCCACCGUGUUUGGGCCCAACAUCCUCCGAGCCAAAGCUGAAGAUCCACAGAGCAUCAUGGGAGGUGCAGUUUUAGUCCACGUGCUGAUGUUGGCACUGAUCAGAGACCACGAGUCUCUGUUCACCAGAAUCCCCUCAGCCAUCUCAGCCUGUCCACCUGGAGCUUUGCGUGCAUCCCCCGGCCCCCUGAGGCAGCCGCAUCUUCACCCGUUGCCCUGCCUUCGCCAGCUUUCUCUGCCUGUCAUUUCACAGUCAUCCAGAGACGCAGGACAAGCCAGCACAGACAAUCCCAGCCAUAUUUCCUGUGCUGUUGUCAAAGCCGACUUGUCUUCUGGUCAGAAGAGGCGCCUCGGCCAUCGCUACACCUCCUCCCAUCCAGAGAACUGCUUCUACCCCCUGCCUUCCUCCAGUCAGCCUCCUCAACACAACAUGACGGAUCGUCAUCCUGGCCAAGGCCCAUCUUCUGCAAAUUUCCAAACGUCUACAAUCCAUCCACAAGACCCAUUGCCUGACAACACUAAAUCCAUGUCCAUGCUCAUGGACUGGACAGAGGCCUGGCCAGAGCCGGGAGAGCCAGGCACUGGGUUGUGGAGUUCUGGUGCUGCAGAAGAAGGCGCCAGUGGGAAUAGCAGCGAGGUUCAGGAGGAAAGCACGCCCUCUGCCUAUGACAACCUAGACAGGGUGUCUUUAUGUCAGAUGAUAGGGGAUGAUGCAGGCGGACACUUUGACAUUUGUGAUCAAAUUGAAACUCAGCCUGAAGAAAAGCCAGAUGUAGAGGAAGAGGCGCAGACGAAGGAGUCCUCCUCUUCAUGGUCCUCCUGUGAGGUUCUCCCCUUGGAUGAGAAAAAUUCUAUAGAGGAGGUUCAGGUUAGAGGAAGUUCGAGUCAGAUAGAGGAAGAGGAAAACACUGAAAAUGAUGAUCAUGAAGACAGUAAAUAUGACAGUGAUCAUAAUGACAUAGAUGACGCUGAUGGUGUCCACCACCCAAAUUCCCCAGCCGCCUGCUCUGCACGCAGUGGCAGCCCUCUCAGUACAGGAAGCUCAGAAGUGUUCCUCCCAUCGGGACCUUCAGAUUGUCAGAGGGAUGAGGCGCAACCCAGAGAUGCUCAGUCUCUGCUGUUUGACCUGAGGCAGCAGAUGAUCAAGCAGAAAAUGCAAUAUCAAGCCAGAAUACAGAGGCUGGAGCGCUGUAAUGAUGUCCUGGAGAGGCAGGUGGCGAUGCUGCAGGUGAGUCUGGAGCAACAGAAGCGAAGCCAAAGCGUAGCCGAGAUCAAGAUCCGCAACGUGGAGCAAGCCAAAGCCGACGCCGACCGCCGAAACACCACGCUGCAGAGGGAGAUGGAGAUGUUCUUCCAGAUGUAUGGGGAGAUCAAAAGAAGAGGAGAGGAGAGAGGGAGGGGAGGAGGGAGUCUGUAAAGACAGAAAACAUGUCUGAAAGAAAACGUUCAGGGAAAACAACAAUAACUGUCAGGUCCAGAAGACAAUCCAAAUAUAAAUAGAGUUUCCAGAACAUGACUACAAAGUUUGAGCAGCAAAUUUGUAUUGUCUUUGGUAGGUUUAUCACCGGUGCACUAAAUACCUGGACUUUCCCUUUCUAGCUCCACUGCCUUUUUAAACAGUUCCCAACUCAACAAACCAAAUGUUGAAUCCAGUGGGUUUGAGUUUCUACAGUAUGUGCCCACUAUAUACUAUACUGACAAAUCGGAUGUAUUUUAAAAGCAGCAUGCAGGACAGUAGAGAGAAAAGAACCUAUCCACUGAAUAAAAUGUAGACCCAGAUGUUUAAAACACAAUGUGCCAAAAAGCCAUUCAAAACCUGUGUGACAAAUUUUUCCUUCUGUGGAAUCAUAGUUCAGUGACAUUAGGUUUUAGAGAGCAGACAUACCAUCUUCCAGGGGUAUGUGAGGGGCGUAGGCCUUGGUUCUGUACAUACUUAUUGCAGAUGACCCCUUUGAAUCACAUGGAGAUGACGCAUGACAACAUUUUUAUAAACUCGUAUUACUUCACACACUUUGCAUUUCCUGCAAGUGAACAUGCAUGCGUCCAAUGCUGCCGAUGACAAGGUCACAGAUGAUCAGCUGUGACUGUCUCACGCUGGGUUAGUCGAUAAUUUGCAUAAAAAUACAUUUAACAUGUACCUAAUUUUGUACUGUAACUGCCUGUUCUAAAGAAUAAACUCAUGAACAGUAACCCAGUGAUGGACUGAUGCCCUUUUAAAGCAUUUAUUACUACAAACAGAUGAAUUUCUACUGUUCUGCUUUCACAAGCUCUGAAUGAUGCAAUCUGUAAAAUGACUUUUCCCUAUCAGAAAUAAAACACUGACUCUU